Messenger RNA from Centropristis striata (black sea bass), 5811 nucleotides. RefSeq names its product tetraspanin 17 (gene tspan17). Bases 459 to 1271 code for a protein of 270 amino acids. Gene Ontology annotation, cellular component: membrane. NCBI's taxonomy places the organism in Eukaryota, Metazoa, Chordata, Actinopteri, Perciformes, Serranidae. Gene Ontology annotation, biological process: regulation of vascular endothelial growth factor signaling pathway; protein maturation; protein localization to plasma membrane. The transcript is spliced from 8 exons. The record is from RefSeq and is a predicted model, not a curated record.
GGCUUGUUUUACAGCACAAAACAACAAGGAUGAAGAUUUCAAGGGACGAUGCGGCAACACAGAUAAUCGAGGAGACGUUUAGCUGAAAGGCCUUCAGCUUUAUCUUUAUCUCCCGGCGUGCAAUACGAAAUUAAUGCCAGGCAACUUGAUCGAGUGACCUGCAGAUGAAUGUCGGUGCCUUAGUGUCCCUGUAUUUGUUGUUGUUAGCCGUGAAUGCUAACCAUAGAAGUUGCGAGCUAGCUGGCCGAGCGAGCUAAUGGUUAACACGAAGAAAAGAUAAUUAGCCGCAUAUGUCUGAUUUACUUAAUGCUGUCCCGGCGAGUAAACUCGGCGUUGUGUAGCUAAUGGAGCCAGCUAAGCUUGGCUUCAGUAGUUCAACAACUGCAGCUUUGGUUGAGCUUUUUAAAGUAGUAGUUACCUAGUUAGCUUGUCAGUUAGCCACCACUAUCCUUGGAAGAAUGAGUAGAAAACACCAUCAUUUAAAAGGUGCUGAAGUCAGCUGCUGCGUGAAAUACUUCUUAUUUGGAUUCAACAUUUUAUUCUGGUUACUGGGAGCCGCAUUCUUGGGCAUAGGCCUGUGGGCAUGGGCGGAGAAGGGCGUGUUGGCCAAUCUGUCGUCCAUCACAGACCUAGGGGGCUUUGACCCCGUGUGGCUCUUCAUUGUCGUAGGAGGGGUCAUGUUCAUCCUGGGCUUUGCUGGCUGUAUCGGAGCACUACGAGAGAACACCUCCCUGCUUAAAUUCUUCUCUGUGUUCCUGGGUUUGAUCUUCUUCUUGGAGCUGACUGCGGGGAUCCUUGCCUUCGUCUUUAAAGACUGGAUCAAAGAUCAACUCAACUUUUUCAUCAACAAUAAUGUCAAGGCCUACCGCGACGACAUCGACUUGCAGAAUCUCAUUGACUUUGCCCAAGAAUAUUGGUCAUGCUGUGGAGCUCACGGGGCCGACGACUGGAACCUGAACAUCUACUUCAACUGCACGGAGCAGAACCCCAGUAGGGAGCGCUGUGGAGUCCCCUUCUCCUGCUGCGUCAAAGACCCUGCAGAGGAUGUCAUCAACACGCAGUGUGGUUAUGAUGUUCGGCUUCAAGGGGACCUGGAGCGGCAAAAAUAUAUCUAUACAAAGGGCUGUGUGGGACAGUUUGAGAAGUGGCUUCAGGACAACCUGAUUAUUGUAGCUGGAAUCUUUGUUGGUAUUGCACUUUUACAGAUUUUUGGUAUCUGCCUUGCUCAAAACCUGGUGAGUGACGUCAAAGCUGUCAAAGCCAACUGGUGACAUGAGAGGUGAAGAGAGGGAGCCCCGCCCCUGAGCCAGGUCAACACAGCACACAAAGAGUUCUUUCUAGCUGAGGACGGCGAGCCGAGAAACUUUCAACUCUGUCAACUUUGCCAUUGAGCUAAGCAGCACAUACGCACUCUCACACUCGUGCAGACACAAAGAGUUAACUUCAGUUGGUCAGUGACACUUGAAUUGGGAGAAGAGUGUCCCACUUAAACCAAACUAUCAACACUUUGUUUACCAAUCAGCUGGGAUUUUAACCCAAAUAUACAAAGGGCAGUCCUGCCUACUUCAUAGUUAGAUCCUUUGUUUUCUGUUUCCUCUGAUCUUGUACUUUGGACAAGUGUGUUUAUGGGGUGCAGAUGCACAAGGACUCCUGUCAACUGGGAUUGGAAGCCAUGGAUGAAGCAAACAAAAACAAAAAAGCAAACGAAAAGGGACAAUGAGUCUCCUUUUCUAUGUCAAGUGUAACAUUGUCACACAGCCUCUGUCCACUCAGUGAGCGGGUGACCAUCACCUCCUACAAACUGUUUUUAACGACCACACUUCCUGCUGUAGGGAAUGGUGGCUGGCUAGUCAGGCCGGCCAACACGCGUAUGGAUUCUGCUUCAUGUCACUUAUUUCUUCAUCUGGACCUUUUAUGACCACUUAAAAGACUCUGAACACUGUCUGCAACUUUAAAUCAUUUCAGGUGAUUGUCAAUUCUAACUCAAAAUGUAAAAAAAAAGUGCCAUUCAUUUCCAGUAAUAUUUCUGUCUCCUUCCUGUUCUUUACAUGGAAUUUCUGCACCCCGCCCCACAAUACCUCAGGACCUCGCCGAAAAAUGUAUGCUUUCUGCCUCUGGAUAAAAGCAUAUCUAUUAUUUUUCCAUCCAUGUCUGUUGAAUUUAGAGUAACUUAAUGCAGAAAACACUGACAGUUCCUCGAAAGUUGCCCCAUUUGCCCUGCAGUGAUUAUAUUUUCCGUUUAUUUACUGAAGGAUGUAUUGUGUUCUAUGAAAUGGCCUGUGGUGGUUAGGACUGUAGGAGUACGGUAUACAGGGAAAGGGGUUUAAUGAUAGCUGAGAUUGUUGUUUAUCUCUUAGCAUCCCUCAGGCACAUGGGAUUGCUGGUUUGGGGCCUUUUUUACUUGACUUAUAUUACCACAUUUGUCUUAUAUUUUGUCCUCUACAUAUUGAAAUAAGAAUAUUUGUCUGUUUAAAGAUGUCCUCUAUCCAUCCUUAUUUUCCCCUUUUCUUUUAUAGACACAUAUUUUAAUCUGGGUUCAUUGUUUGACUUCAACAGGCACCUGUUUUACCUCGGCCCCAUCAGCCAACUGCAAAAUAGCUUGUUAUUGCUGAUGCUGUUAUCAGUCCUAAUGAAGACCAAAUAAUAUCAGCUGGCCGCAAGCUAACUGCCAAGGUUUUUGUCUGGCUACAAUUGUGAUUUUUAUUAGGAAUGCCAAGAAUAACAAAUUGCAUUUCUAAAUAGCCAAAAUGUGAAUUCAUUGUCCCUUUUAUGUGGGAAGAGCCAGUUGAAAUGAGAAGUCAUACAAAAAUUAAAACUUUUAUAGUAUCUCUUUUAUCUUUUAAUUCAAUGUCUUGUCUUUUGUUUGGACUGUUUUUUAAAUAGAGUAGUUAAAAACAUUGAUAUUAGCAAUAUAACAUGAAUGCUGCUUUAUUGUUGACUAGAUUGAUAAGUAGUACAAUAACCAAGCUAACAACACAUCUCACAUGAUGGCAUUUGAACAAUUUGCCAUGUUGCUAUUGUUUCCAGACUGAGGAAAUACUCAGAUGAUUUGUUCUUUCUCAAGUUUACACUUUGUACUCUGCUUAUGUCGCCCUUUGUUCAUUAUAUAAAAAACUUGGAUCACAAUAGUAAGUCGCCCUCGCAGCUUUUCAUCUUCGUCCACGAUCCUCACAGAAUUUAGUUUCUGGUAUGACUGGGUUCACUUGAUACUUUUGUAUAUUUCUGUCAGCAUUUAACCACUAUGCUUGUUUCUGGUUGUAGCAGUAUCAUUUAGAUACACAGCACAGGAAUGUUUGGGUGGGGUUUGCUGGACCACACAUACAGACACACUCUGCUUUGAAUUGCGAUGCACAUAAGUUGAAAGAUGAGUAGCAUUAAUAUUCUGUCAACAGUACACCGAACCCUUUCCUGCUUCACUGAGUCUGUCUGCAGAAUAUAUAGGAGCUUGUUCAGUACCAGCACCUUAUGAUCGCCUGCUGUGCUUACAUGUCGUAUGUUGUUUCGCCCACUCACUCACUCUUCAGAAAGCUACCUGAUCCGACUGCACCUGUUUCUGAGCCUGUCAUUUUGAUGUAUUUUUAAACGCAGGCCUCCUUUGAAAAAAAGAGCAACACAAGACAAAACAACAGUCAUUUGAAUUGAGGUGUCGCAAAUGCGCAGGUAGAAUAGAUCCACAGGAGCACAAUGCAUCUGUAACCGGAGUGACUGAAGUGAAUCUUAAUGACUUUCCUCAGUUGGAAUGGAUGAGUCUCCGUAGCAGAGGCUCAUUCAUUUCACCGCUUUCAGUGUAAUCAGUGAGAAAGAGCCUCAAGCAGUCUGAGAGAGCAGACAUUUUCCCCUUUAAGAUCAAAUGUAAAAACAUUUACAGGAUAAAACGUGACUCACUGUCCAAAGUUGCCGUGUUUGACUGACGUGACAUGAUUUCUCGCUUUUAUUCUGUGUGGGCUUCUUUGAUUUCACUCACUGUUAAGAAUCAAUCCGUUCCUGUCGAGUUUAGUAGAUCAGGAAGAAACCCGUGUUUAUUUUCCCUCCACCUUUUCUCAGUCGAACCUUUUGAAGUGGGUUGAAACAGAUAAUGUGUGAUUAAUUAGUUCAACAAAUCUUUGAAGUGUUUUCAUUUUUUUUCUUAAAUCACCCCUAAUUGGAAGUGUUUGCUCAGGGUAUUAGACACCUCUACCACUCAUAAAAGUCUCCUUUGCUUGUGCAUGCCAGAUGAUUCUCUGUUGUACAUGAUAAAAUGGUGGGCUGCUGCCUUUUGAGUGAUGCUAAGGAUCUGGCUGAAGGCAGAUGGAGGCCACGGGUGUCAGUUCUGCUGCAGUACAGAGCUGCAGCUCUUAAACAAAAAGCACUCCCGCUCUCUCUCCCUCUCUUCUCUCUCUCUCUUUCUCUCUCUGCAGCCACCACCGUGUCUGGAUGGAUAUGCCAAUAAUCAGACAGUCACCUUGGUAAUAAGGACAAUAAUGCCAUAAUAAUCGGUUGUAGCAGCGAAGCUUUAAUAUGCGCGCUCUACAAAGGUGACUUUCUGGAGUAUGUUUGUUUUAACAGCUUUGGGUAUUUCUGGUUUUGUAUUCCUUUAAUGUAGGGGAAAGGGGGAGGGAGAAAACAAUGCUAAUUAUGCUUUGUCCUUUAUCAUAAUGGCCUUGCAUUAUGAAACGCCCUCUUAAUUUCUCUGCUUUCCCUGUGGGCAGUUAAAUCAUUCCCGAGGAGGAGCCUUAUGCAUACCAUGAAUGUAAAAGUCUGUAUCAGCAUGGACCUACUGCUCCACGCUCAGUUAGAAAUUCUUAUGCAGCGCAAUGCACAAGACAAGUGAAGCUUAGGAAUGUGAAAUAUAAAGGGUUCGCUUUAGUGAUGUUUAAGAUGUUAUUCUAGUUUUUACAUUUUUAAAUUUGUUUUAGUGUGCAUGAAAGCAGAUGAGCAUUCCAUUUCUUGUGUUUGCAGGCAUGUGUGCAGACCUUAUAUGCAAUCACAGAGCAUUUAAAUAACCCGAAACAACCAGUUAAACAAUGUUUUCAUUCUCAAUCUCUCUUUAGUAGCUGUGGAUGAUUUCUGAAUAUCAUUAAAAUCAUCACCUUUGUCCCGGUUUUGAUAAUUCUUUAUUGAAAUAAAGCUUAUUUUGCUACAUAUGCAUUAAUGAAAUGAAUUGAGUGAACUUUUUCAAAUGUCCUUUAUGCAUAUAAAUACAGAGUGAUGCUGAUAAUCUGCCCUGUGAUCCUCUUCGAGCUUUGAAGUCUGCAAAUUUUCGGAGGCGUUUUCUGUUGAUGAUUUCAUAGAAAAGUGAGCAGCACGUCAGCCAUUUAUAAGUCUUACCUCAUCGUGUGCAGACCUGGUCUCAUCAGAGCCCAAAGAAGCGACAUAAUUGCCUUGUUUGUGAGCGUAUUAGCAGCAAUCUCGCAGUACAGACAUUACCAUACCCGGUCAUGACAUUUGAUCAAGACACGAGCGUGAUCUGACUGGAACGAAAUAGCGUUUCGAGUCAAAGAUGCGUCUUACAGUAGAAGAACACAGAUACAGUAGUUAAUGAUCAUUUAGUCACACAGAAACCACUAUGAAUAUGUCUUUGUCCAGCAAGAACAACUUUUUAGCUUUGCAAUGUACUUUUAUUUUGUAGCUGCAGUUUUAAAUUGCCUCUUGGUUGCAGCAGAAUACAAAGAAAACCAUGUUCUGGAUCCAUCCUCUCAGUUUAGACCUGUCCACUCAGAUGGAUAGCCUUGUAAAGAAAUGUUGUAUAUUGAAACUGUGGGACAUGGUCUGUUACACUGUAUAUUGUGUUAAAAUAUGCCUCUUUCAUAUAUUAAAGGAUUUAUCAAAACA